Messenger RNA from Thermothielavioides terrestris NRRL 8126, 1985 nucleotides. RefSeq lists its product as uncharacterized. Gene Ontology annotation, molecular function: proton-transporting ATPase activity, rotational mechanism; ATP binding. NCBI's taxonomy places the organism in Eukaryota, Fungi, Ascomycota, Sordariomycetes, Sordariales, Chaetomiaceae. Gene Ontology annotation, cellular component: proton-transporting V-type ATPase, V1 domain. The record is from RefSeq and is a predicted model, not a curated record. Gene Ontology annotation, biological process: proton transmembrane transport; ATP metabolic process. The transcript is spliced from 7 exons. Bases 16 to 1548 code for a protein of 510 amino acids.
AUCAGCCGUUUCGCGAUGGGCGACCCCCGGGAAUCGUCAUCGUACCGGGUGACGCCCAGAAUCCGCUACAACACCGUUGGCGGCGUCAACGGUCCGCUUGUCAUCCUCGACAAUGUCAAAUUCCCGAGAUACAAUGAGAUUGUCACCCUUACGCUUCCCGACGGGACGCAGCGUUCCGGUCAGGUUCUGGAGGCCCGAGGGAACCGGGCGAUUGUGCAGGUCUUCGAGGGCACGGCGGGCGUCGAUGUGAAGAAGACUCGGGUUGAGUUCACAGGGCAGAGUUUGAAGCUUGGGGUGUCUGAAGAUAUGCUCGGGCGCAUCUUCGACGGUUCGGGACGUGCGAUCGACAAGGGUCCUAAGGUGCUGGCCGAGGAUUUCUUGGAUAUCAACGGCAGCCCCAUCAACCCCUAUUCGAGAGUCUACCCCGAGGAAAUGAUCUCGACCGGUAUCUCGGCCAUCGACACCAUGAACUCGAUUGCGCGUGGGCAGAAGAUUCCCAUUUUCUCCGCCGCCGGUCUGCCGCACAAUGAGAUUGCCGCCCAGAUUUGCCGGCAGGCCGGAUUGGUGAAGCGCGAGGGUGUGACGAACAAGGGUGUCCAUGACGGCCACGAGGACAACUUCUCGAUCGUGUUCGCGGCCAUGGGUGUCAACCUGGAAACCGCCCGUUUCUUCACGCGCGACUUUGAGGAGAACGGCAGCUUGGAGCGCACAACGCUGUUUCUCAACCUUGCCAACGACCCCACUAUCGAACGUAUCAUCACGCCCCGCCUUGCCCUUACAACCGCCGAGUACUACGCCUACCAACUGGAGAAGCACGUCUUGGUUAUUCUCACCGAUCUCUCUUCCUACUGCGACGCCCUCCGUGAGGUGUCCUCCGCCCGCGAAGAAGUCCCUGGUCGUCGCGGUUUCCCAGGCUACAUGUACACGGAUUUGUCCACCAUCUACGAACGCGCCGGUCGUGUGCAAGGCCGGAAUGGCUCCAUCACGCAGAUUCCGAUUCUCACCAUGCCGAACGACGACAUCACACACCCCAUUCCCGACCUGACGGGCUACAUUACGGAGGGGCAAAUCUUCGUCGACCGUGGCCUGCACAACCGCGGCAUCUACCCCCCGAUCAAUGUGCUGCCGUCGCUGUCCCGUCUGAUGAAGUCUGCUAUCGGUGAGGGCAUGACGCGGAAGGACCACGGCGAUGUGUCGAACCAACUGUACGCCAAGUAUGCCAUCGGGCGCGACGCGGCGGCCAUGAAGGCUGUUGUCGGCGAGGAGGCGCUGUCGGCCGAAGACAAGCUGUCGCUCGAAUUCCUCGACAAGUUUGAGCGCAACUUCAUCAGCCAGGGCCCGUACGAGUCGCGGACAAUCUUCGAGUCGCUGGACCUGGCGUGGAGCCUGCUGCGCAUCUACCGCAAGGACAUGCUGAACCGCAUCCCCGCCAAGAUCAUCGACGAGUUCUACCAUAGGACACCGGCGGACCGGAAGGGCAAGGGCAAAGCGCCGACCAAGGACACCAGAGACACGGCGCGCGAGGAGGAGAACCUGAUCGAUGCAUAAUGGCCAGCGGACGGCCGGUGGUUGCGCAGGCGACGCGUAUAAAACCGUUCGUGCGUAUAGAUUGUUCUGCGUGGGAAAGUCUUGCACGUAAAUCACAUGGUUGGGGUCAUGGUUGGCGGGAUUGCAGAUUGGAAUGCGACCCUUGCUUCGUUCUCUCCACAGGCCCGCGAUUGGAGCGCCUGGGUGACGUCGAUUUUGCUCGCCUGGGCCAAUGCAACGUCUAUGGUAUGUUGCUUCGCUAUUGCGGUAAGUUGUCCGUGUCAAUGGUAAGCAAACGUAAUAUAGCCGGCCCGGGAUCGGUGAUGAGGCAAAAGUCUUGCGCCUGAACAAGCUCACAACAGCCUCAAGUGCCAAACGAGGCACAACAGCCGCCGGUUCGUGAAGAACUCGAGGCCUUACCGGCCACAUGCUUUUGACUUCCGUGUCGUAAUCCUGAU